CCCAUACACCCAUACACCCACCCACCCGCCACCACCACCACCACCAUCAGCAGCAAAAUGGGUCUGUUUCACGGCGGUGCCAAAUGUCGGCUACUGUUUAUGCUAUCGUUGACCACUACAUUCUUCUUGAUUGAAAUAAUUGUCGGCUAUAUAACCAAUUCGAUGGCAUUGGUUGCCGAUUCGUUUCAUAUGUUAUCGGAUGUCGUAGCGCUGGUUAUUGCCUACAUAUCGGUGAGGAUGUCACCGAAAAAGUGGUCAAAAAAUACGUUUGGCUGGGCCCGAGCGGAAGUGUUGGGCGCAUUGAUUAAUGCCGUAUUCCUGUGUGCCCUGUGUUUCUCGAUUCUGGUCGAAUCGUUGAAACGAUUCUACGAUCCCGAGGACAUACAUCAGCCGUAUCUGAUACUGGCUGUCGGCGUUGUCGGACUGGUGGUCAACUUGAUUGGCUUAAUGUUGUUCAAAGGUCAUGGACACGGCCACAGUCACGGAGGAGGCGGAGGACAUACUGGUAGUAGUAGUAAAGGCGAUGGUAGUAGUAGUAGUAGUCAUACACACAAUCAUCACCAUCAUGUGCCCACUCAUGAGGAAGAUGAAGAGGAUGAGGACGACGAUGAGGAUGACAUCAAUGAUAAUCAUCAUCAGCAGCAGCAGCAGCAUAUGGCCAGCACUGUUGAUACUACCGGUACUACCAGUGCUACUGCUAAGCCAAUCGCUGAGACAGCAGCAGCAGCCAAACUACCUACCAGUGCCGCUGCCGACAGUAAAAACAAAAAACUCAGGCCAUCAACAACAACCAAAACCAACACCACUACCACCAACAACAACAACAACAACAACAACAAAUCCCAGAGCCAUAGCCACCAGAGCAGCAGCCAUAGUAGCCGAGGCCAGAAUAUGAAUAUGCACGGCGUAUUCCUUCACGUAAUGGCCGAUGCUCUGGGCUCAGUGAUUGUCAUCAUCAGUGCAUCCAUCAUAAUAUUUACCAAUUGGCAGUACAGCCGCUACGUUGAUCCAGCAUUGAGUCUGAUAAUGGUCGGCAUUAUUAUGCGCUCCACUUGGCCACUGUUGGUCGAGUCGGCUAUGAUUUUGUUGCAAACCGUGCCGACACAUAUCCAAGUGGAUAGUCUACAAAAAAAAUUGCUUAACGAAAUCGAUGGCGUACUGGCCGUCCACGAGUUUCACGUCUGGCAACUGGCCGGCGACCGUAUCAUUGCUUCGGCGCAUAUCCGAUGCCGAAAUCUGGUCGACUAUAUGGCUAUUGCCGAAAAAGUUAAAGAAUUUUUCCACAACGAAGGCAUCCAUUCGACUACUAUUCAGCCCGAGUUUGUCGAACUGUCCGGUCAGAUACCCGCCGGCGGCGGUAUCGGCGGCGGCAGCGGCCGUAACGAUGACGGCAGCGGCCGACUACACGGCAACGACGACUACUACUACUACAACAAUUAUGACGAUCGGGAUCGGGAUCAUCAGCUCCGGGAGGAGUACGAAGCAGCGGCUGCCGCUGCAAACAACUCGUGCUACUUGAGCUGUCCAACUGAACAGCGUACCAAUUGUUUGGCCCAAACGUGUUGCGGACUUCAACAGCAACAACAACAACAACAACAACAGCUGCAGACAACCAACAAAAGUAGUGCAGCCGAUAGUGGCGUUGGACAGCAAUUAUUACCACCACCUCCGCCGCCGCCGCCCCAAACAUUGGUGAUCACCAAUAAGGCCGUCGUCGCCGCCACUGACGAUAAUGUUGUCGAUCAGUUGCCGACACCACCGCAACCAGUGUUGAGACGCAAUCGCAAGAGUCCUACCGGUGGUGGUAAAGCCGGCGUCGGCAGCGGUAUUAUCGAUAUCGAGGCCAACGACAGUACCGAUACUAAGUCGUUGAACGAGUUUUAUUCGGUGGCCAUAUCUAUUAUGGGUUCGGGUUCGGGAUUAUCGUCGACGUCGUCCGGCACCGAUGAAAAAGAUUCGGGUGUUUAAUAAGUGGUCAAAUUUUUUUUUUAAAAUUAUUAAUUGGUUGUUUAAAAAAAACAAACAAACUAUCAGUGUUUAUGGUGUGUGUGUAUGUGUUUUGAGGACAUACCGGCACACACACACACACAUACUUACCGGU
Messenger RNA from Oppia nitens, 2101 nucleotides. RefSeq lists its product as uncharacterized. The transcript is spliced from 3 exons. Gene Ontology annotation, biological process: detoxification of zinc ion; zinc ion transmembrane transport; intracellular zinc ion homeostasis. Gene Ontology annotation, cellular component: membrane. Lineage: Eukaryota; Metazoa; Arthropoda; Arachnida; Sarcoptiformes; Oppiidae. Gene Ontology annotation, molecular function: zinc ion transmembrane transporter activity. Bases 58 to 1968 code for a protein of 636 amino acids. The record is from RefSeq and is a predicted model, not a curated record.